AUGCUCAACGCGGACAAGGAGUUUCUGGCCCAGAAGGUCGCGCCACACAGGGACUUUUACAACGUGCGCAAGGUGGACACGCACAUCCACCACAGCGCUUGCAUGCACCAGAAGCACCUGCUGCGGUUCAUCAAGAGCAAGCUCAGGAAGGAGCCGGACGAGGUGGUCAUUUUCAGGGACGGCAAGUACCUGACGCUGCGGGAGGUGUUUGAGAGCCUCAACCUCACCGGCUACGACCUUAACGUGGACACACUGGACAUGCACGCCGACAAGAACACCUUCCACAGGUUUGACAAGUUCAACCUGAAGUACAACCCCUGCGGCCAGAGCAGGCUGAGGGAGAUCUUCAUCAAGCAGGUCUGA
Molecule: messenger RNA, 363 nt
Organism: Monoraphidium neglectum
Lineage: Eukaryota; Viridiplantae; Chlorophyta; Chlorophyceae; Sphaeropleales; Selenastraceae
Product: AMP deaminase
Exons: 4
Coding region: 1-363 (120 amino acids)
Biological process (GO): IMP salvage; AMP metabolic process
Cellular component (GO): cytosol
Molecular function (GO): AMP deaminase activity
Source: RefSeq, a predicted model, not a curated record